AUUAAUAAUUUGACAUUUUCGUUACAUGGAAUCGUUAUUACCUGUUGGUUAAUGGUAUCCAUAGAAAAGGCAAGAGUUGGAAAUCGCGGGAAUAUGGCGGACAGUUACUUUGGGCCCGUUUUAUGUAAACCCAGUUCUUCUCCUCCUCCUUUCUUCCUUUUCCGGAUCCCCAAAUUUCGGCUCCGUCUCCCGUCCUCCAAGUCUAUGGCUGCCCAUUGCCAUUGCUCCUCUAACCCUAAACCGGUGCAGCCUUCCUUGCUCGUCUUCUCAGGUGGUACUGCAUUUAAUGGUGUUGUGGAAGAGCUCAAGAAGUUAACCACUCGUGUGGCACAUGUUCUUCCUGUUUCUGAUGAUGGAGGAAGUACUGCAGAGAUUGUCCGGGUUCUUGGUGGUCCAGCUGUUGGGGACAUUCGCUCCAGAUGUUUGAGAUUGUCUGACCAAAGUACUUCUGAGGCUCUGGCUGUCCGAAAAUUGCUUGGUUAUCGGUUGCCUAUCAACCCUCAAGGAGCCAAGGCAGAAUGGUAUGAAAUUGUCGAAGGAGAUCAUUCUCUCUGGGAAGGUGUAUCAAGACCGUAUAGGGAAACUAUUCUAGCUUUUCUGGUUUAUUUUCAAAAUGAGAUUCUCCGGAGACCUAAUGAAACAUUUUGCUUCAGUAAUGGCAGCAUUGGAAAUUUCUUCUUUGCAGGAUCAAGGAUAUUUUUUCAGUCAUUAGAUGCUGCAAUUUUUUUGUUUUCUCGUGUCUCAGAUAUCCCCUCUGAAAGUCUGGUCCUCCCAGUAAUUUCAACCAAUGACAGGCUCACAUUAGGAUGUGAAUUAUGGGAUGGGACUAUUAUACGAGGUCAGAAUGAAAUUUCUCAUCCAACCAACAGUGCCAUGCAACCUGUAAAUAAGGCAAGAUCCUCAGUUCCCAUCCUUCCUUCAAGAAUAAAGAGGGUUUUCUACAUGUCAAGUGAGGGAAGAAAUUUGCUGCAUGAAGUCUUCCCAGCAGUGAAUUCAGCAGUCUUGGACCAGUUAAGUAAUGUAGACUGCAUUGUAUAUGCUAUGGGAUCCCUCUUUACUUCCGUCUGCCCAUCACUGGUCUUACUUGGCAUUGGUGAAAUUGUUUCUUCUAGGUCCUGUCCUAAGGUACUUUUAUUGAAUGGUACACAUGAUCGAGAGACAGGUGGCUUCUCAGCAUCAUGUUUUGUGACUGCCAUUGCAGAUGCUCUGAAUCGAACCUAUGGAGAUCCUUAUAAUUGUUUAAAGAAUCCUCCAAGUCAGUACAUCAAUACAAUUUUAAUACCUGAUGGUGGUGAAAUUCCUGUAGAUGUCCAAUGCUUGUCAGCCCAAGGAAUAUCUGAUGUGGUCGUUGUCAACUCCAUACAUGAUCCAAAAGUGGGCAUAAUUUUUGAUCCAGGGUCAUUGAUAAAUGCUCUGGGCAGUGUGGUAAGCAGAUACUUGAGGACAAAGAAUUGAGUAGAUUCUGCUGUGUUCAGGAGCAAGCAUGAUCAUCUUCACAUGUUUAUCAAAUGCUUCUGGACUUUAGGCUCGUUUGAUUCAGGGGAGAUGUCCUACGCUUGUGGCGUUAAUGUAUAUGAGAUGGCAGAUUCAAGAAUAAUCAUGGCAGAUGGUGUAACAUAAUUGAGAAUUUAAAUUCAAAUGGAUAAGGAUACCUUGUGGCCGAGGAAAACUGGGUGAUGCUGCUUGCGCGCAACAUUUGGUUUCACAGGAAGAGGACGAAAUUCUACAAAAUUAUUGUAGUUUGAAAAAAGUAACAUAUUUGUUUGGAUCCCAACAUUUAGAGAGUUCUCUUUCUCCUUCUUGGAAGUUCCCUCAUGCUUGACUCUUGUUUUGUACUUAUAGUUGUAUGCAAACUCCAUUUCUUGAAUGGGGAAAACACAGUGAAAGGCAAACACGCCACGACUGUCUAUCUCGACCGGGAACGACCAUACCCAUCAUUUUCUUACUCAAUUUCGUCAAGUAAUGGAUGUUAUGGGACAUCAUGUUCAGCCAACAGUGAAGCUUGAACCGUUGUGGGUUGGAGAUUUGAUUCAGACUCUUUGAAUUGAAUUAAAUUUUUGGUUAUUGA
Messenger RNA from Rubroshorea leprosula, 2068 nucleotides. NCBI's taxonomy places the organism in Eukaryota, Viridiplantae, Streptophyta, Magnoliopsida, Malvales, Dipterocarpaceae. The record is from the annotation of a GenBank genome assembly.